AACAGUGGGAAUUAUUAAACUUGGAAGGCAUUCAAGGAGACCGAGGGACCAAGUGGACCAGGUAUCUCGAUAAUCGUAAGGACGUAUUGGAAAUUUUUCAGAACUUUUGGCCGAAUCCAAGUGAAAUUAAUAGUAAACGUGUGGCGGCAGAGAUGAAAAGCUUUUAUAAAUGGCUAUCCGAAAGGAUACCCAAUGCAUAUGCGGUUGGAGACUAUGUAGAAUGGCGUCGCAGCGCAUUAACGUCAGUGCAAAACGAAGCAGUGGAAUAUAUGUGUAAAGAGCUGAACAUUAAAUAUCAAAUUGUUGAACCUGCUGACGAAGGAAUCAAGACAUCUACGACCAAUACUGACAAGACUAAAACUGAUGAACCCACCCCAACCAUUACAGGCAUUAUCUCUUAA
This is a messenger RNA of Ambispora gerdemannii, 401 nucleotides long. Lineage: Eukaryota; Fungi; Glomeromycota; Glomeromycetes; Archaeosporales; Ambisporaceae. The record is from the annotation of a GenBank genome assembly.